Molecule: messenger RNA, 1293 nt
Organism: Exserohilum turcica Et28A
Lineage: Eukaryota; Fungi; Ascomycota; Dothideomycetes; Pleosporales; Pleosporaceae
Exons: 3
Coding region: 293-1237 (314 amino acids)
Biological process (GO): lipid catabolic process
Source: RefSeq, a predicted model, not a curated record
UCUAAACCUACGCAUUGUAAUUGGCUGCAACUCUAUUGCCUAAGGAGACAUCUACGUCUGUUUCGCGCUUAGCCGCACUGUAAAUUGCGAUGCCACUCGCAGUGUACAAAGACGGGCUGUUCGUCCCCCUCUCCUUCAGGGCGCCGCCGAACCCUGGGUUGAAGGCCAUGGUAAUGUUGUAUAUACUUACGUGUCUUCUACUCGGCUGACAAGCACGACCUUAAGGCCCCUAUUUUUAGUCUUUCCCCGUCACUCCUUUGAAUACGGAUUCGCCCGCUGGCUGCGACACACCAUGCGAGCUUUUUCGACUCUCGCUCUCGCAGCACUGCUGGGCGCUUUCACGAGCAAUGCCUCGCCGUUCGCCAAGAGAAGACCAGUUUCUGAGACGCUCCUCGCCGACAUGAAACUCAUGAGCCAGUACGCAUCCGCCGCAUACUGCAAGCCCAACAUCGACUCGCCGGGUGGCACCGUUUACUGCGGCUCUGGAAAAUGCCCGCUGGUGCAAGCCGCAAAUGUGGAGAGCCUCGAGGAGUAUUCCGAAGCGGAAACAUCGACAGAUGUAACGGGGUAUAUUGCCGCAGACCACACGCACAAGCUGCUGAUCGUAGCAUUCCGCGGCAGCAGGACGCCCGAUAACUGGAUCACCAACUUUGACUUUGCCAUGAUGCCGACAACGCUGUGUCCCAAGUGCGUUGCGCACAGCGGCUUCUGGCGGUCGUGGACCGACGCCCGGCGGCGCGUUGUAUCCGCGCUCAAGAACAGCACAGCGCAGUACCCAGGCUACCAGAUCCGGGUGACGGGGCACUCGCUGGGCGGCGCCGUAGCGACGUUUGCAGCUGCAGGCCUGCGCACCGAAGGCUUCGACGUAGCCAUGUACACGUUUGGCGCGCCGCGCAUCGGCGGACCCAGCGUCAGCGACUUCAUCAGCAAGCAGGCUGGCGGCAAUUACCGCAUCACGCACUGGAACGACCCCGUAUCUCGGAUCCCGUUUCUCACCAUGGGCUACGUGCACGUCACGCCAGAAUACUAUAUUGAUGUGAAAAAUAAGCAGGAAGUGCGUACGAGCGACAUCAAAGUGCUCGAUGGGUCCUGGAAUCUCAAGGGAAAUGCAAAGUGGCUGGCCAUGGACCCGGAGGCGCACAUGUGGUUUUUCCAUCAUUUGAAUGUGUGUGGGGGGAAGAAGAGCAAGAGGAGGGGUGCGCUUGCGGAGGAUAUGCAUGUGAUUGCUAGGUUCUGAGAUGAAGAUAUGGGAUUAAGGCUAUAUAGGAAAAGAAUGAAAAAAAAGAAAUAGCU